This is a messenger RNA of Babjeviella inositovora NRRL Y-12698, 628 nucleotides long. RefSeq lists its product as uncharacterized. The transcript is spliced from 2 exons. Bases 130 to 516 code for a protein of 128 amino acids. Lineage: Eukaryota; Fungi; Ascomycota; Pichiomycetes; Serinales. The record is from RefSeq and is a predicted model, not a curated record.
ACUGCCUGAAAAUCUUCCGUACACGACUUGGAGCCGCAGCCCCGCGUUCUGUAAUGUUUCAAAAGAGUAGCCUUUUUGACUAUACUUUUAAAUCACCCUCUAACCAUAUUUUUCCUGCAACACAUCAAAAUGGGCUGGUUCUCUAAAUCUAACAACACUGCCGCUAUUCCAGUUGAGGCUGCUACCCCCCGGGUGGGCUCCCUCGCUGCUGCUCCACAGCAACCAUUGGGCGACUUGCCACCGCCUCCACCGGCUUCCCAGCUCAUUGCCAGCCCGAAUCAACCAACCGUCGAGCAAUUUGUCAAGCAGCAGCCAUUGGCGAUGUAUACCAUUGAUGGUCUCCAGAACCAAGCCGAAAGCACCAUCUGCAGAGCCAACGCUAAUGGCGGCCAAACCUGUUUGAAGUUGGGUUACAGUGCUGUGGAUUUGUUCAACGAGAUGCAGAAGUUUGAGUACUUUUGUUCCUUGCCUUCCGAGGUUAAGGCCACUCAUUUCGAAUGUAGACUCAUCCAGUAAGGAAUAUCGCAGUUCAGUAUCGUGUAUAUAAAUAUAUUUCUAGUUAUGUCCCAAUCUAACUACCUUGCCGAUGUUCUGACCGCAAGAUUUCUAAUGUAUAUUUCUUAUGCUU